Aspergillus pseudotamarii is the source of this 2829-nucleotide messenger RNA. RefSeq names its product CHAT domain-containing tetratricopeptide repeat protein. Bases 1 to 2829 code for a protein of 942 amino acids. The transcript is spliced from 6 exons. Lineage: Eukaryota; Fungi; Ascomycota; Eurotiomycetes; Eurotiales; Aspergillaceae. The record is from RefSeq and is a predicted model, not a curated record. Gene Ontology annotation, molecular function: protein binding.
AUGGCACUGCUAUUAUACAACUCCGGAAGGGCCUUUCUUUUACAUUGGGCGCAGACGGAGGACAAGGACGCACUGGAAAAAGCCCUUAUCGUAACGAGACAAUCAGUGGAGUGCACGCCAGAGGGUGACGAUGGUCUCGCGAAUAGACUCUGUAGCCUGGGGGCCUGCGCGUUUGCUAUGUUCAAACACACAAACCGAAUGGAAGAUCUUGACAAUGGGAUAGAUGCAUUCCGCAGGGCAGCACAAUUAGUGCCUAAUAACCAUCCCACCCAGUCAAGCUCUCGUGCUCUGCUAUAUCUUCAAGACAUCGAUGCAGUUCUCUCGGCGAGUCGUAAGACUGCGGCUACCGGGACUGACGAGAGUGGCCAUAACGCUUGGGCUUUAUACCAUCUAGGCAAUCAAUUGGACUUCAAAUACGUCAAUACAGGUAAUGUGGAAUGUCUUCACGAAGCAAUUCAAGCAUGUAGCAAGGCACUGGAUCUUCCGCACGAAGAUAAUGUCAUCCGUGCGAAAGUUUUCGCACUCCGCGGAAAAUGCCUUCGGGAAUCAUUUGAGCACACUGGGGAUGUAGCUGAGCUCGAAAGGGCUGUUGCGGAUUGCAAACUGGCAGCCAAGAUCAUGUCUGAGGACCACCAUGCACUUCCGGGGAUCCUACAGAGGCUGGCAUUUUCCUUCCAGGAGCAGUACCAACUGUCCGGAGAGAUGAUGUGUCUGCAGAAAGCAAUCAAGACAGCCCAUCGAUCGCUACGCCUUGCAUCUAUUUAUGGCCAUGCCAUGUCAAAAUUCUUGUCCACUCUAGGGGGCAUUCUUUUGCGCCGAUAUAGUGCCACGUUGAGGUUACGGGACUUGGAUGACGCCAUUCAUGCACUGUGUGAAUCAUUGAAAAACGAGGCCCAAAUGCCCAGGGUGGUCUCCGCAACUAAUAUGGAUAUUCUCGCAAGUUGUCUAGGUACCCGAUACCACCGAAGUGGAGAUCAAAGAGAUCUAGAAGGGGCAGAGUACGCGUCACGGCAGGCAGUCGAAGUCGCACCCGCCAACCAUGCCGGGCUGCCAGCAUACUUGGCCAAUUUGGGUAGCUACCUCAUGGAUCGCUUCCAAGCGACGAGGAAGCCUAACUAUCUUAAAGAAUCAAUGCAUACCUUCGCGCGUGCCCUCGACCAAGUACGAAGUCCUUUGCAUGCUCAAUUGUGCCUAGGCGUUAUGGCGGGCUGUAGACGCAUUGUGUAUAUGAUUACACAGAACGACGAGCACCUUGAAGCUGCUAUUAAAAUAUGCCGCAAGUCCAUCGCAGUGCUUUCGACUGAAUCUGACAUUAUUGCUAAUUCUCAGGACGAGCUCGCACUCCUUCAAUGUCAGAAUCCUGAUGACCAAGGUGAGGCACUGGGUUUGAGCUUACAAGUGUGGAACUCUCUCAGAGCCUCUCCCUUCGGACGUGUUAAGGCAGCAAGUAGUGCAAUCAAAAUUUAUAUUGAUCAAUCUAACCUUGAGAAAGCCUAUACACUUGUCAUAGCGGCAAUUAAUGUUAUCCCACUUGUUCACAAUCGGUCGCUCACCCUUCAAGAUCAGCAAGAAGUUGUGCAGGUCUUUUCCGGUCUGGCCACAGAUGCAUUUUCCUUGGCAUUGAGAACUAAACGGCCUCUCCUUGAAGCACUUGACUUAUUAGAACGCGGACGCGGUGUUAUUCUGAGUCUUCUGAUGAAUGACCGAAGUGACACGGUUAAGCGCAGGAAAACACAUCCAGCCAAAUACCGCUUUGGUAGUUUAAGCGUCGCUCAAGGAGGACCUGAAGCACCCGCGGAGAAUGUCCAAUUUAGCCCAGCCGUAGACUCUUCCGAGAAGAGAAUUACGGAAGAAGAGGUUAAGGCAGGCGCAGCGAGGGGUAGGAUUAUUAUUGUCAACAUCACUAGCGUGGGGAGUGACGCUUUAAUUCUAUCCUCGACCGGUCUCAAAGUAAUUCAUCUUCGAGGCCUCGACUCCGAUGAAGUCAGAGACUGGAUCAAAAAAGACAUGACAGCCACGUCAGGCAACCGCGGUGCGAAUAAUAAAGCCUACUUGCGCUUUCUUUCCUGGCUGUGGAGGGUGUGCAUCAAGCCUAUUCUCAAUGAGCUCGAAUAUAAAGUGCAUGAUUCUCCUGAAGAAAUGCCAAGGGCCUGGUGGAUUGGAACAGGGCUGGCCAGCUCAUUUCCGUUUCAUGCGGCAGGCAAUCACCUUACAGAACCAAACGAAAGCACGAAUUCUCGACCUCUGUCCGACCAGGAAAUUCACCGCCCAAAGCUCCUUACAGUGUCUAUGGCUACUACGCCCGGUGCUGAUGAUCUUGACGUUGGGAACUAUGUUCAUGCGGAAUGCCUCAGUCAACCUGAUGCUGACACAGUCAAAAGCCGACUCUCAGGUUGUCAUAUUGCCCACUUCGCUUGUCACGGGGUAUCAGAGCCAAGAGAUCCAUCUCAGAGCGGACUAUUAUUCCAGACCGUCGUCGGCAGUCUGUGUGAUAUUGACUGUUCGCAAGGCCAGAUAGCCUAUCUAUCCGCAUGCUCAACCGCCGAGAACCGAUCCAGAUGGCUUGUCGACGAGGUAUUGCAUGUUGUGAGCGGGUUUCAGGUUGCCGGAUUCCGAAAUGUGAUUGGGUGUCUGUGGCCUGCUGAUGAUACUGUUUGUGCAGAGAUUGCAAAGCCGUUUUAUUCUGAACUGUGUCGUGGUGGAAAGAUGGAGUGUAACGACGGUGCUGUUUCAUUGGCACUUCACAAGGCCGUCCUGAAGAUUUCAAGGAGUCCCCAGUACUGUAAGUGGCCUUUGCAUUGGGCACAGUAUGUUCAUUUUGGCACUUGA